This is a messenger RNA of Dinoponera quadriceps, 3571 nucleotides long. RefSeq lists its product as uncharacterized. Lineage: Eukaryota; Metazoa; Arthropoda; Insecta; Hymenoptera; Formicidae. The record is from RefSeq and is a predicted model, not a curated record. The coding region runs from base 274 to 2796 and encodes 840 amino acids. The transcript is spliced from 10 exons.
UCCGCCACACAACGUACCGUUUGACGGGUCUGUUUACGACGCGGAGACGCGUUUACGUCGCCGGCCAUCACAAUAUGCACCUUUCUACGAGCUGCGAGUCUCGAUGUUGAUUUCGACGGAACGAUUCUUCUCGUUGCGCGUUGAAUCCCAGCGUGUGGCUCGUCGUCUCUGUUCGUGAUAAAUUCUUGAGUUUCCCGGCUGCGCGCAUACAUAUACGCGUACUCGAUUCGUGCGGAAAAAUCUGUCAAAUCUUUCUCGUCGCAAAAUACCCGGAUGGAAAGAAGAAUGGAGAAAUACCAGCAAAUGAGAACGUUCAUAUCGGCGGCUGUGGAUUACAGCAAGCAUCCCAAUGAAAACGCUACGUCCGAUAUACAAAGGAGUCUCGGGGUAAUAAGUGCAUCGUUGGAUCUCAGUAUAUUCGAUCCUGGCACUAGUAUAGCUGCAGAAUUCUACGUGAGCUUAUACGAGCUUAUGAACUCCUUUGGAUCACGGUCCACUUUAAUAUGGAGUGCCAUAGAUGUCCUACAAAAUACUUGUCGGAAUGUUUCUGCUAGACAAGCACUUAUUCAUACUUAUAAGUUUGCUCCGAUAGUAGCAAGGUUACUCGAGGUAAAUUUGACAACUGAAAAGAGAAUAAGGGUCUUGAAGUUACUUCAGGAGUUAACGUAUGGAAUUAAAAUAUCGUGGCAGGAAGCUCACCUUCCAUAUUUAAUUUCCACACUUACUCAAUGGGUCGAACAAUCAAAGGAAGAAGAGAUUAUCGCACUUUCCUUAGGAGUGCUGGUAAAUCUCUGUUACAAGAAUCUCCCGGCGGUGUAUACACUGAUGAGAACCAUCAAAACUAAAGCGUUCAUUCGAACGUUACUGAAGCUCCAAGAUCAUCUCAGUACCAGUGUGCAAUGUUGCAAACUCUUGAUUAUACUUGAACCGACCAACACAAACAUUUCUGAGAAAUAUAUCCUGGACUUUGUGUCGUUGACCUUUGUCAAUCUCAGAACAGCGAUGAGACAGAAAGAUGUCUUAUUAUUGAGGCAUAUUAUCGACUUCUUCAAUGAUGUCGGACAAAACGAACAUUCGCGAAAUGUGCUGCUUACAUAUUCGAAUUACCAGAAAGAUGUAGAGAAUAUAUUAGCUAUUUUGGACGAGGAUACAGACCCGGAAUGCGUCGCUCUCAUGAUGGAGUUUCUGUUGUCGUUGGUGAAGUUGAAGUUAUCUGUCUUAACUCCUUUAUAUCCUGUUUGCAUAAAAUCAGCCAUGACUUGGGUACCUGUGGAACAAGUGUCCUCUAAAGCUUUAGCACUUAUAAGAACUGUGAUAAUUGACUCACGACGUACCAAAACGUCCAUCGACGUUCUAACAGAGUUAGACCCAUCCGUCCUCACGCUCAUGACGAAUCCGGCGGAGGGAGUUAACGAGCAGAAUGGAAGCAGGAACGCGGAAACGGAAACUAGGCACGCCGAAUUGAUGCAACUGUUUCAAGAAAUGAUCAAGAGUCCUCCGCUCAGGAAGAAGAUUACACAGUCGUUCAAUGAGCACGAGAUGCGCAGGUUAUUCAGUCACAUGCUGAACAAUGAAUUCUCCGCCGCCGGGGACUGGGCUGGAAACUUCAUCCAGAAUGCUUCCAUGAAUCUUUACAUUCACGCGUUAGCCUUGACAGCGGACUUGGCAGCGAAUCAUUCCAAUUGGCUAACAUUGUACUCCGAAUUACUCAGUAGGAAACAAGUGCAAACGACAAUGGCGUUGGCAUUGUUCACCGGCGAUAGCGAGGUGAAGCAGAAAGUUUUGCAGUUGACAUCUUCGGUUGGUUUCCCACAGGAAUGUGUUAGCGCGGUGGCACUUUGCAUGAAGGAGUUAGAACCAUUAGUGCUGGUGCAGAAUACUAGCAGCAGCAGCGUAUUGGGAAAUGUCGCGAACAAAGCGCCUGUAAAUUUCACCGGCAACGAAAUGGCGCCUUUGUUCUCGAUCGCGCAGGAGGAACGUCUCGACGCAUUCCUGACCAGGCUGAAAUCGGCCUUCGAGUCGAAUCAGAUCGUCGACAUCCCGACAUCCGCGGUAAUGGAAUUGUACGAGUACAAGUUAGCAGCAAUGAGACAUUCCGAAAGGGCGAUGCAAUCGAGCCUGGAAGCGGCGAAUAAUCAUGCCACCAGUCUCCAGCACAGAGUGGCGCAAGUGGUAGCUGAGUCUUGUAGAUUACAUCAACUCUUGUUCGACACUCAGCAGUGUUUGGAAGGGACGAGAGCUGAAAAAACUAUAUUGACGGGGAGGCUCAGCGAGAUGGAGGAUCAAUCCAAGAAGGCGCUUCUGAUAAAAAAAAGGGAGAUCGAGUCGUUGAAAAAAAUCGUGGUGGAAAAAUCGGCGAACGUGGAACACCUGAACGAGAGGCUGGUGCAACGUACGUACGAAUUGGAGGCCAGUAAUAAUAAAAUCGAUACAUUAAACAAGAGAGUUCAGGAAUUAGAUAAUGAACGUUUAACCGCCGAGACGAAAGCCACGGAUAUGAGCAGCAUGAAUCGUGAAUUAAAUAAAGCUCUGCAAAAGAUGAAGGAUUCUCUCAGCAAAAAGGAACAGAUUUUAGAGAAGAAGAAAGCAGAGAUUGAAACGAAUCAGAGAGAUAUAUCCGCGCUUAAGCAAGAGCUCCAACAAAUGACGCAAAUGUUGCACAUGUACGAGCAAACCAUAUCGGAGAAAGAGGGGAACAUUCAAAGAAUGAAAGCGGAACUGACUGACUUGAGCCGCAUGCGAGAUAUGAUCUUCGAGCUUACCGCUAAAAAAAAAGACGACUUAAAUUCGAGCUAACGUCCUUUUCAAUUUAGGACUUGUACUAAUGCAUGUACGUGAUAAAUGCGUAUAUGAAUUGGUAAAUGCAAUUUUAUCCUUCCUUUUUUUCACAAAUCCUUUGUUUUUCAAAUCCCGUCAACGCAACGGGGCAACGGAUAUUUUGAUGAUUAUUGUAUCUCAGUAAAUUUAGAGAAACCGCUCUACACAGAAACUGCACAAUGCAUAUUUUAAUGUGAAAAAUUUAUUGAGGGAAUGGGAAAUACAAAUGCCAUGAAAAAUUGUAUAUAUAUAAACAAUAUUGAUUAUUAUUAUUGUACACUUCUUGGUCAUUGCACAUUAAACGUGAUCGUUACAUUCGGAUAAAACUUGUAUAAUCAUCUGUGUAAGAAUUACUCUCUUACAUUUUUUUUCAUAAAUUAAAACGUUCGUUUACGCAAAAACCUUGUACGUUCUUAAAAUACUAUCAAGCAGAUUAAAAAUGUAUAAUACGCAUGCAAUGCACAUCAUUACGAUUAGCAACAGUGAUCUUGUCAAUUGCUAAAGCUAUAUUUUGAUGUGUUAAUGUUAUGCUUUCGUUAUACUAGGUACAAUUGCUUAUGAUCUCUGCUUGUCUCUUUUUUUCUUACAAAUAUGUAGAAUAAAAUUUCUACAAAUUAUGUAUAUAUUAUAGAUAUUUUUUUCUUCAACGACAAAAUCGUUUAUUUGAAUUUACACAUCGUUUUACUGUCAGAAAUAUAUAAGUUAAUGAUACAUCAACACUAGAGUAAGCUUCACAUAUACAUCGAAGCUAUCU